Messenger RNA from Seriola dumerili (greater amberjack), 3966 nucleotides. RefSeq names its product zinc finger protein 532 (gene znf532). NCBI's taxonomy places the organism in Eukaryota, Metazoa, Chordata, Actinopteri, Carangiformes, Carangidae. The record is from RefSeq and is a predicted model, not a curated record. Bases 1 to 3936 code for a protein of 1311 amino acids. The transcript has 8 exons.
AUGGGAGAUAUGAAGACGCCAGACUUCGAUGACCUGCUGGCGGCCUUUGAUAUCCCCGACAUGGUGGAUCCUAAAGCUGCUAUUGAAUCUGGUCACCAUGACGACCACAAUGGACAGCUCAAGCAACCCAGUGCUGGGUUGACUACCAAUGAAGAUGUGGCCCACAACACCUCAACAGGACACGAUGUUGGCGUUAGUGUCAUUGUCAAGAACAUCCGAAACACAGACACAACAGAGCAUGGUGGAACCAUAUCAGACAGGGAUGGACAUUUCCACUCCCAUCCUCAACAUCAUUCUGUAAGCACUUGCAAUGGACUUCAAAAUGGCUUCUUGCCAUGUGGCAUACCACAUGGUUCUCACACCAAGAAUGGAUCGAAGGGUCCCAGGGAGGAAGGACAGCCAGUGAACAACCAAUCAUCUACUUUCAAUCAGUUCAGCCCCAUCUCCAGUGCUGAGGAGUUUGAUGAUGAUGAUAAAAUUGAGGUAGACGACCCCAUGGACAAGCAGGUUGGUCAGACAUUCUUUAGGUCCACUACUAAGAGAGAGGACCCGAAUCCCAAAUCUCCGGUAUCAGUGGACAAUGCAUCCAAGCUCAGAGCAAACAGAGACCAAAAACACGAUCAAAACAACAAUAAUAAUAAUGGCACACUAGGAGGUUCCAAGUCUAACAAUUCCCCUCCGUCAAGUUUACCCAAGGAGGAACUCAAGGAAAUUCUCUUUAAGUCUCAAGGUCAGGAGCGCAAGGAGGCUGAAGAGUCAUCAGGGCUUGUUAAUGUGUCCAGUAUCCCCCAGGUCAAAGCCAAGUCCUCUGCAAAACUUUCUUCUUGUAUUGCAGCCAUAGCAGCCCUCAGUGCAAAAAAGGCUAAUGCUACAGACUUGACUGUUUUGGAUUUUCCAACAACACAGAAAGUAUCCAUCAAAGCCAAUGAAAAUCCCAGAGCUCCAGAGAAGCCACAGGAGCACGAGUCAGCCCUAGAAUUUGCAAAGAGGCUCCUAACGAGACCACAAGACAGCCCCUGUAGUGUCACCAGUGAGGGCAGUAGCAAAGGUUCCCCUGCCUCAAGUACAGAGACAACCCCAGUCAUCCCAAAGGUCAGGAUCAAAACAAUCAAGACCUCAUCCGGACAGAUCAAGCGUACUGUCACCCGAGUUCUCCCAGAGUUUGAUCCUGAGGGUCUGAAAAGAGGAGAGAAUAGCCCAUCUCUCAUGGCAACCACCAGUGCAAUUUUCUCAUCUCCCACGAGACCCUCUUUGCCAACCACAGUAGUAGCCACCACUGGAGGGUCUUCAAUUGAAAUAACCAAGCAAAUGACUAUUAAACCUGUAGCGACAGCUUUCCUGCCAGUCUCCGCAGUCAAGACAGCUGGGUCGCAAGUCAUCAACCUUAAGCUGGCUAACAACACCACAGUCAAAGCAACAGUAAUCCCUGCUGCAUCAGUCCAAAGUGCCAGCAGUGCCAUCUUGAAAGCUGCUAAUGCCAUCCAGCAACAGACUGUCAUGGUACCUGCCUCCAGUCUGGCCAAUGCCAAACUUGUGCCAAAGACAGUCCAUCUUAGUAACCUCAACCUUCUGCCUCAGACUGUAUCCUCUGCUGCAUGUGAUCUCCAACAGGCCCUAUCAUCCUCCAAACAGAGCCAGCAACAAUCACAAGUCAAACAGCAGACAAUUCUUACUGGCCAGGCCUCAAAGAAAAUCUCUAGGGUUCAAGUGUUCACAAGCUCUCAAAGCUCUGUAGUGGACGCCUUCAAUAAAGUCCUGAGUAGCAUAAAUCCUGUCCCUGUGUACGUCCCAAACCUCUCUCCGCCAACCUCAGCCUGUAUCUCUUUACCCUCACGUGGCUACAAGUGCCUGGAGUGUGGAGAUUCAUUUGCUCUUGAGAAGAGCCUGACACAGCACUAUGAACGUCGCAGUGUGCGGAUCGAGGUCACCUGCAAUCACUGUGCCAAAAGUCUAGUGUUCUACAACAAAUGCAGCCUCUUGUCUCAUGCCAGGGGCCACAAGGACAAAGGGGUUGUCAUGCAGUGCUCCCAUCUAAUCCUAAAACCCAUCCCUGCAGACCAGAUGAUAAACACAUCAUCAUCAGGCCCAGCAAACAUCACCGGUGCCACCUCCAUUUCCCAAUCCCAUGCACCCACAAGUCAAAUCCAAGGGAAAGGUGCUCUCAGUGGGUCCCAUACUGCAGUGAUUUCAGCUCCAUGCAGUGCUCCUCUUGUGGCAGCCAUGCCCUUAGAGGAUGAUGCAUCAAAGCUCUGCAGGCACAGCCUAAAAUGCUUGGAAUGUAAUGAAGUGUUCCAGGACGACAGCUCGCUAGCCAUGCACUAUCAACAGGCACCAGAGUCCAGUGGGCAGAAAACAUGCGCUAUUUGCCAAAUGCUUCUCCCAAAUCAGUGCAGUUUUCUGUCACAUCAGCGAAUCCACCAGCACAAGUCUCCUUAUAUCUGCCCCGAGUGUGGUGCCAGCUGCCGAUCUGUCCACUUCCAGUCACAUGUCACCAAGAACUGCCUGCAUUACACCCGGAGAGUCGGCUACCGCUGUAUACACUGUAGUGUGAUCUUCGCUGAUGUUGCAACUCUAAAGUCCCACAUCCAGAGUACUCACUGUGAGAUCUUCUAUAAAUGUCCUCUCUGCCCUAUGGCCUUCAAGUCUGCGCCUGGCACACACUCCCAUGCAUAUACACAGCAUCCAGGAAUGAAGGCAGGAGAGCCUAAGAUGAUCUAUAAGUGCUCCAUGUGUGAUACCGUGUUCACUCUGCAGUCCCUGCUCUACACACACUUCGACCAGCACGUUGUCAAUCAUAAAGUUUCAGUGUUCAAAUGCCCCGACUGCUCCAUGCACUACGCGCAGAAACAGCUCAUGUUGGACCAUAUCAAAGCCAUCCAUGGAACCUUAAAGACCAUCGAGGGUCCACCAAACUUGGGCAUCAACCUUCCUCUCAGCACCAAGCCCACUAAUUCUAGCAAUACCAACAGCAACAGCCCCAGUAAUAAUAACAACAAGGAUGGAGGAAAUGUCAAUAGUCAGGACAAGGGAGAAAAGAAGUCUCCACCCUCACCACUGAAGAAAACCAACACUAACUGCUCAGCUGACCUCAAGAACCCUCCCAGCUCAGGAUAUACAUGUGGAGACUGCAAUACCCUCUUCAGUUCAAAAGAGGUCUUUGUGGCUCAUAUGAGGCGCGAACAUGGAAAGAUCUUGAAGAAGCACCCAUGUCGACAGUGCGACAAGUCCUUCAGCUCUUCCCACAGUCUUUGCCGACACAACCGUCUCAAACACAAGGGAUUGAGGAAGGUCUACACCUGCCCGCACUGUCCAGCUCUCAGUCAGCCAUUCACUAAAAGAGUGCUGCUGGAUCAGCACAUUCAGCUGAUGCAUGGAGUCAAAGACCCAGAGGGGAAGACUGUCAACUCUGAGGCUUUACCUGACAAGGAAACGACCCCCAGCCCAAAAAGAAAGCCAGAAGAGGAUGAGGCGUCUCCAGGUUUGAACUCCAGGGGCUCAGACUCACAGCCUUUGAAGAGGCUCAAGGUGAACAUUCCCAAAGUUCAUAAGUGUGCUGUUUGCAGUUUCACCACUGAGGACAUCGCUGCUUUCCACAAACACAUUCCCCAGCACAAGUCAGAUGGCUCGUCCUACCAGUGUCAGGAGUGUGGCCUGUGCUACACCUCCCACCGCUCGCUGGCCCGACACCUCUUUAUCGUCCAUCGGCUGAAGGAGCCACAGGGUCUCGCCCGAUACAACGGACGGGGAAAGGAUGAUGAUGAGAGUCAAAGGGAGAACCAGCUGGAAGUUACGGACGAGAACAAUGAUGGGACCCCAAAUACCAAAUGCAAAGUGUGUGGGAAGAUGUUUGAAACUGAGGGAAACCUGAAUACUCACAUGAGGACACAUGGAAUGGCGUUCAUAAAGUCAAAGAGACUGAGCGCAGCCGAGAAGUGAGAAGAACUCACUUUUUAACCUUUCCAUCUA